This is a messenger RNA of Anopheles maculipalpis, 7577 nucleotides long. RefSeq names its product protein disabled (gene Dab). The record is from RefSeq and is a predicted model, not a curated record. NCBI's taxonomy places the organism in Eukaryota, Metazoa, Arthropoda, Insecta, Diptera, Culicidae. The coding region runs from base 1 to 7392 and encodes 2463 amino acids. The transcript is spliced from 8 exons.
AUGAGAAACACAACGCGCUCAACGGAUCGUGGGCUUCUGCGACAUCGAAAUGAACCCGGGCGGUUCUUCGGCGAUGGUGUAAGCUUCAAGGCCAAGCUCAUCGGCAUCCUAGAGGUCGGUGAGGCCAGAGGAGACCGGAUGUGCCAGGAGGCGCUGCAGGACCUCAAAAUGGCAAUACGAGCCGCAGGCGAACACAAGCAACGCAUCACGAUACACGUCACGAUCGAUGGCCUAAGGUUGAGAGACGAAAAAACUGGCGAUUCUCUCUACCACCAUCCCGUGCACAAAAUAUCGUUCAUCGCCCAGGACAUGACGGAUUCGCGUGCAUUUGGCUAUAUUUUUGGUUCCCCCGACAGUGGGCAUCGCUUUUUCGGCAUCAAAACCGACAAAGCCGCCAGCCAGGUAGUGCUGGCGAUGCGCGACCUGUUUCAAGUCGUGUUCGAGCUAAAGAAGAAAGAGAUUGAGCUGGCCCGGCAGCACAUACAGAGUAAAAUAACGGCCCACGAACAUCAGGCCGUGACGGCAUCGCUCGCCGCGAAGAGUGGCGGCAGCAGCAGCGCCACCAACAACACGUCUACGCUGGACAGUGGCGGUGGUUCAAGCUAUGGCAAGAAUCAUUCGAGCGACACGAGUGCACUAGGAGCGCUCGGUGGAUCGUCGAUCGUUGGUCCAAGCAGUAGCAUUAAAGGCAUGACCGCGGGAAAGAGUGAAAAGUCACCCGAAUCGGUGGCAGAUCUGGUAGAUCUCGAGCAAGAGCUGAGCUGCAUUCAGCGUGGCAUAACGCAGAUGGAACGUAUCACACCGAGCGAAGGGCCGGGGAAAAGUGUGCUGGACGAUGAUCCGUUUGGAGAUUCUUUUGCCAAUAUUCCGCCCUCGUACAAUCUGCUACCACCGCCCGAGUCAAGCAAACGGCAUCAGAAACAGACACACCGUUCGAACGAAAACCUUCCAACGAUGGAGUCGAGUCCGGCCGUAUCUUCAACGCCUCCUCCAAUGCCGGCACCACCCAUUCCAACACAAUCCAGCGCUUCUGGUGGUGGUGGCGGUGGUGGUGCAACGGUUACAGCUUCCCAUACUGCUUCUUCUAGUGGCGGUGGCAAUAGCAAUGCACCACCAUCGCAGGAUCGCGCUGGUAUGGCAGGAGGCAACACGUUGACUAGUAGUAACUCGGUGCAGAACGAUGAUUGGCUAAAUUCUCCGCCAAACACGUCGCGCUUCGAUCCGGAACCUGCACGAUACUCAGACGAACCGAAGAAUUCGGACGAGUCGGGAAAGACUCCUCAAUCAACCGGUGCGGCACAACCUUCCUCCUACACGGAUGUUUUCACCGAUCUGGACCCGCUGGGAACGGGAAAAAUCAAACCAUACAUCGACAAGAAGUAUUUCUUCCAAGAGCUCAAGAACCCACCCAAGAAGGUGUUGAAAGAUUUGUCCGGCAAGGAAAGCACAUUCAACGCAAACUUUGCACCGGAAGAUCAUGCCGCUUCGCUAGCAAAUCUGACUGGCUCGGGAACGCUAAACGCGAGCAACAUCUCUACACUGGCUAGCGGUAGUGGAGAGUUAUUUAAGGCCAGCUUUGAUGAGGCACAGGCAAUGAAGAGCAAUAACAGUGCCGAACCAGCGGCAAGUGGAGGAGGCGAUGGAGGAGUUUCCGGAGGUGGUGUUGGCAAUAAUAUGCCCCUCAUAGACUCACUCGUCUGUAGUAGUGGAUCAAAAACAGCAUCAGUUGAUCCGUUUAUGGAGGAUGACGAUUUUUCCAAACUUCAGCUCGAUCCGUUCGAGGCACACUUUUCCCGUAACGCUUCACCUCGCAAUGCCGGUGGUAGCGAAGGCAUAAGACCAUCCGAUACGACGGAGGAUCCAAAAUCCAACACGGAGGAUAAGGAUGGUUCGGUUUACAAUGGGCCUCUGCAGGUGAAUUUACCACCCGAAUCUUGGGCCAGCUACAUUAGCCAGAAACGCCUUGAGCGACAAUCUUCCGAAGCCAACGCAUCCUCAUCGAACCAAUCGCAAACGGGUGGACCGAACGCGCAUCGUAAUCGACCAGCAGCGAGUAGCGUGUUCAAGCAAAACACGGUCGAUGUAAUUUCUAGUCUUAGUUCCAGCUCGAAAAAGAUGAAACCGAACCUGUUCGGUCAAAAGUUCUCCAAACGCGACUCCAACAGCAUAAACAUGCGUCGUCUGCAGGAAAGUGAUUCCCUGAGCGAAACGGAAAUGGCACCGGAACCUCCACCGCGGCCCGAUUCCGGCUCGCACAUCGAACCACCACCGCUGCCGCCGAAGAAACAAUUUGCGGACAUUGUUAUCCGACCUUCGCCAAGAACUUCCCACGCUACCGGAACAAGUAGCUCUGGAUCCACCAUCACUCAGGUAUCAAGUCAUGGCCCCAGAGAGCGUUACGAUUAUGUUGGUUCGAAGUACGAAAGCAAUCGAUCUCCAUCGGCUGGUUCCGAUGCGCCACCAUUACCGCUACCCUCUCGUAAGGUUGGUCGUACGACGGGUGAAACCGUUGGUCCUGGAAGACCACAAAAAACUCGUACCGAUGACGACGAUUAUCUAGCACCGAUUGGGAAAGCAUUGGAUAUACCGACGCUACUGCCACCGCCCCAGCGUAAAGACGCCUCGAAAACGACACGCAACACCAUCACCCGCAAGCAGUCGGAGACGGAUCCGCGUAAUCUCGACGAACCUACGCCACCGCCGACAUCAAAGUCUCCCUCCGGCCACUUUUCGAAGGAGCUGGAACAUCACCAUCCGGCGCCCUCGUCCGCUUCGUUCCUGCCCGACAUUACGCUCAGUCAAUUACUAACGCUCGGUAUCGACGAGCUGGCGACCAAGCUGAGCGUACCCGUGUCCAAACUGAGCACAAUGACGCUCGUCGAGCUGACCACGUACCUGUCGGAGUUUAUUGAAAAUAGCAAGUACGCCGCUACGCAGCCACCACCCUCAGCGGCGCCAUCUUGGGCAACGAGCAGCAGCAUCAGCCAGGAUAAUACGACUGGAUUAGAGGGAAGUGUGAGCGAAUCACCUGUGUUUAAGGUAAACUUUGACGAUGUAAAUGAAGCUAUGUUUGUGGCCAAGUUUGAUGAUAACUUUGGUGAAGACGAACGGCCUCGAGGUGGUGACGGUGGUUCAAGAGUUGGUGGAUCCGGCGGAACAUUUGUCGCCAACUUCGAUAAUCUGAAUCUACAACCCACGAGAUCGUCAGCUGGGAUUGAUGCGUCACACUCAACCCAACCGGUGGUAGACAAGUACGCAGUGUUCAGGGAGAUUAUUGAACAAGAAAUUGGUCCAGACGGAACGGCGAGCGAUCACGAUCAAGAACAACAACGAUCGUCAAGUCAGAAUGAUCGAGCAGAUUCGCUCGACUUACAGAAAGAAGUCGCGUCAGAAAUGAAUCGUCUAUCACCGGCUUUUAUUGGUGGUGAGGGAGGUAUGGGUGGUUCUUCCUCUCCUUUGCCUACUCUCGGUUCGUUCGGAGGAUCAUCCAUUAGUCCACUCACACACACCGGACCACCGUUAACAAAGAUCGAUACAAAAAUUACGCAAGUAAUUUCCCAAGCGAAAGAUCGCUACGCAGCCUUGCGGGACAUAAUUUUGGUAGAAGAUCUUUUCGAAAAACCAGCACAACCAGCCCAGGCACCAAUGGCGCGUAUGGAAUCGUCCUCGUUCGAAGAUCGUGAGCUGGACGAUGAUGCCAAAUUUGAGGCUAAUUUUGACGAUAUGGAGGAUCCGGCAGCAGCAGCUCAGCAACCACUGGAAACAACUUCUCCAGAAAUCAAUAUUUCCGAUGCCGAUAUGAAUGAGGAUGACCUGCAAGCUCAGUCACAGUUCCGCAACGCAACAACACCCCGGGAAGAUCUCGAAAUAGACGAACUAAUGCAGAAAGCGGUUUCGAAUCUAUCCCUACACAGUAACGAUCAACUAUCGCCAGCACCAACGGGCUCAAACAACCAGUCGAGCUUGGCAGUGAAGGGAAGUCCGCUGUUGCAAAACACUUCAACUUCACCGUACCGACCGACAAGCAUGUCCACCUCUACGACUUUGCUGAAUGAUAUGAUUGGUCCGAAAAGCAAAUCACCAACUGGUGGCAACGGUGGCACCAUGGUACAGUACGAAACCCUCUCUCUAGGGCAGCAUAACGCACAAACGGGUCGGGGUGUUGGUGGUGGUGGGUUGAGUGAUAUGAGUACGUCACCGAUUCCACCGCUAGGUUCUAAAGCGUCCAUUGGUAUGGCCAAGAGUCCCAUCCUAAAACCGUCUCCAAUGUCGCGAAGAGGCGAGGAAAGCAGCAGAAGCAAACCGACUCCGGCCCCACGCGGCCAAUCGUCCAGUGAUAAGCGUUCUUCCGGAUCGAUGAGUGACGGCGAUGGUGAAUCAUCACCGGAAGGAGAUAACAACGAAGAAGGUAAAUUGUCCCGGAUGACGCCUACCAAUGCGACCGAAUCCUGGGCAGUAUUCGAUCAACCGGAACCACCACCACCGUCGUCGCACCACCCGGCCAAAAGGCAAGAUUUGCGCCACGAUUCUGGAAGAAGAAGUGGUGAUAAAAAUGGUCCCGAGUCGCCUUGCUCCUCCGACCCCAAAGACGAAUGGACAAAAACGGAUCUGCGCGAGUAUGGACGGCGGUGGCCUUCGAAAGGUCACACCUCGUCAUCGUCGCGCGAUGUUAGCCCCUGGGAUGAGGACGGUCCGGACUAUCGGAAACGUUCCUCGAUGCAUCCACCGGGCGAUCCGUCGAUGCGCCAUCACCAUCCUACCUCCGGUGAACGGUAUCACCAUCCACGCAUGCCACCGCGGCGUAUCAAUUCCAAUGACGAGGACUACGAUGACGAGAUGGUGGUGGUUAAGGAUCAGCGUGGACAGCAGCGGCGCCGUAUGAAGAGUGGCGUUGGUUCGCGCAGUCGGGAUAACUUUGAGGAUGAGCACUGGUAUCACGAUCAUCACGUUGGUCCGACGUGGUCUUCCCCGACGGAGGAUGACGAUACGCGUGGGCCGCCGGGCGGUGAGCGUGGUUCACGAUCGUUCGAUAGGAACGCUUACGAGCGCAGUACAUACGGGCCACCGUACGAAAAGCGGGAACCGAAAAGCUUACCACCGGCCUACGAUCGUCGGGAUUAUAAAGGCUACGACAAGCGGAAGUACUAUCGGGAGAGGGAACCUUCGCGAGGAGGUAGCGGUGGCCGGUAUGAUUACGAUCCGUAUACGGGUGAUGCUGGGUAUGGUGGGAGAAGGUCAGACUAUGAUGAUGGUAUGUACGAACCAAGGCCCAGCCGGGAUUCGCGGGCAGCGCGGGAAUACUUUUACGAACGCGAGCGAAAAAGCUUCGACCGCGAGAGCAACGAAUCGUACGACAGUCGGGACCGGCAGCGUAGCUUCGGUAGUGGCGACAUCUAUGGCAGUUUGGAUAGUCGGGCAGAAUAUCGUGAAAGGGAUCGAUACUUGUCGCUGGACAAAAGUCGGUCACUGCGCCGUGGCCUACGAAAUGCUGGCAGUGCCCGUUUAGAUCAGGAUCUGGACCAGGAUUCUGAGGGAGAUCUAAUGGGCGGUAUGAUGGGAGGCGGAGGUGGUGGUGGUGGACGGUCUGGUGGUGGCAACAGUUUACAUCGCUCUAGUCAAAAUAUUGGACGUGCAAGCAAACAGCAACAGCAGCAACAGAUGAUGAUGAUGCUGGACGAUGAUGUGUGGGGUGUUUCGAAAGGUGCCAGUUCCGCGGCGGGUACCAUGCCGUGGAAGAGGCCCUCGAGCGCAACGGAACAGCAGGAACAGCGACGUUACAACGAAGGUGGUGCUGGUGGUGGACGAAGUGGGCGUGGAAUGAUACCCGCCGCUGGUACGAAUCUGGUCGGUUCGGAUGGUGAAAAAGACCGACGGUUUCGUAAGAAGAGUCGAACGCGUGCCGACCGGAAGGAAGUCGAAAUGCGGACGUCCAACUAUGCGACGAUGCGAUACCCGCCACGUACCAAGGAGGAUUAUUUCGAUUUCGAUGCACCGGAAGGGGGUCGAGUUGGAGGUGGCGGCGUAGAUGAUGACGAUGAUGAGGAUGAUGAAGAUGAUGUGCCAGGUGGUAAGAUGAUUCUGGACGAACCGCUGGACGACAGUCCGGCGUACUAUGGUGGGCGCAGGCAACAACCAGCCGGAGGACCUGGAACGGCUGGAUACUAUGGUAAAUCGUCCACACCAAGGCAAGAAGGACGCAGCAUGAACGAUGCCCUCAUUGCACAGGAAGCGAAAAAGAUGGCACGAUACGAGUACGAGGAGGAAGCGCUCAGGCGCAUGAAGAAAAGCAAUAGUCGAGAUCUGUACUUUGAAGGUGGUGGAAGUGGUGGAGGAACCGGGUAUGGUAGUGUAACUCCACCGAAGGUUGGUAACAUUCAAAAGAAUCAUUCACAUGCUCCGCCGGGUCCCGGUGGUCGACCCCUAGACUUUGAGUUUGAUGAGUUUACAGAACCGGCCGGGCAUCCUAUCGGUGGAGAUGGGUUUGAGAGUGAUUUUAACUCUCCACCUGUCGGAGGUAGUGGUGGAAUGACUGGAGGUCCGAUUCCUAGUGGACGAGGAGAACCCGGACACAAGUCGUAUCGAUUCUCGAGUGAUUUUUCAAACGAUAAAGAACGGGGUCACUACGCACACGAUCCUCCUCCAGCUGGAUAUCAUCGCCAGCAGCAGCAGCAGCAACAACAACAACAUUACAAAACCCAUCAGAGCUCUGGCGGUGGUAGUUACGCGGAUUCUGGUGAUUAUCCUCCACACUCACAAACGUUGCAACAGGCACCAUCAUCAACGACGCCUCCACCGGCAUCUUCCGCAGGACAUCAUCAUCAUCACCAUCGAGAACAGCAAAGCAGUAGUGGUUCGAAGUUGCGCUUCAAUGAAAAUGUAACUGUGUCAAAGUUUGAUGCUGAAGCGACGACCAUGUUUGAGGACGACUUUGCUGGCCGUUCCGAUGGGGAACAGGAUCCGGAAGAUGGGCAGCAACAUCAGCAAGGCUGGUCCUCGGCAAGCAUCGCAACCAGUCCCGCGCCAGCGCUCGCUGCAACCGCAGCCACAAGCAAUAAUGGUAGUAACAAAAAGAUAUUAAAAACCUCUAGUCAAGCAGGGCAUCAUCAACAGCAGCAACAUCACCAGCAGCACCAGCAGCAGCAACUGUUUAAUCAGGAUAAUAUCCGCAAAUCGGACAGUAUUAACAUUUUUGCCAAAAAAGUCGACGAUCCGUUUGAGGACGAUGAUUUCUUCUCCUCGUCCGGCGGUGGUGGCCGCGGUGGAGACCCGUUCGGUGGCAAUGGAGGUCCCGAUGCUGCAGGCCAUCAUGGUGCGGCGGGUAGCGGUGGUACCGCCGGCACCGGUUCAACCGGGUGGGAUAAAAACUUUGCAAAUUUUGACGAUAACAUCUGAUUACUCGGUAGCCUGAUGAUCGAGAGCAACUUCCUCAGUCGCCAGCUGAGCCGAAGUUUGAGUGCCCGGCAACAGUAUCAGUACUGCUGCCAACAGGACGAACAUCAGCGCUACUCACUGGCCAAGGACAUUCGGAAGCUUUACAUGCGCAUCAAGCACUGCAACCGAUAUCAGGUGUUUGUUUA